AUUAAGCGUACUGACGGGGAAUAAAGUCGGACGUCAGCCAAAAAUCACAUAAAGAUCCUCCAGCAAGUGUGAACAACCAACAGAGUGCUAAAAUUAAAUUCAUCUUAAUUAUAUAAAAUCAAUUUUUGUGUUAAAACUCGUACAUUUCCAAUGGCUUUCAAGUACAAUACACAAAUGAUCCUGCUGAGCUGCGGUUUGGCUGUGCUCUUGGGCUUCUCAGAAGCCCUACCUCGAUACAGUCGAACCAAAGACCUGGGAACAUCCGCCAGCUUCCCCAGCUUCGCCUAUGCACCCAGGCCACAGGAACCGAUGACCCUCACUGGGAACUACAACCUCAUCAUGCCCGACUACUACGAUCACCAUCCCGCGGAGUCCAUGCAACUGCAAAACUUUGCCAACUUCUACGAUGCCCAAAUGAGUCCCGACUCUGAUCUCGGAAUGGAGGAAUCGCAGUUUUUGAGCCACACUCCAGUGAGGGCACCUCAGCCCUUGACGGCCGAGGAGAAACGUGCUCGUCAGCAGAUUCCCCACGUGGACAUCAACCGGGAGAAGAAGGCCCUGCUCAAGCUAAAGAAGGGCAGCACCAAGCCCAGAGGAGCCGAUCACCAGGAGUGGGACCAGUUCGACUACGAUUUGUACAGCCUGAAUCCCGGCGAUAGCAAGAAGUACAACUACGAUGCCUAGAUGGAUUCGGUUCCCUACUAAAUCGACUGUAUAUGUUUAUGUUUUUGUUUUCCGUUGGUUUAAGCUCACAAAUAAAUUAUUUAUUUAUUGUUAACUGC
Drosophila melanogaster (fruit fly) is the source of this 782-nucleotide messenger RNA. RefSeq lists its product as uncharacterized. The transcript has 2 exons. The record is from RefSeq and is marked reviewed. NCBI's taxonomy places the organism in Eukaryota, Metazoa, Arthropoda, Insecta, Diptera, Drosophilidae. The coding region runs from base 151 to 684 and encodes 177 amino acids.